Molecule: messenger RNA, 540 nt
Organism: Cucurbita moschata (crookneck pumpkin)
Lineage: Eukaryota; Viridiplantae; Streptophyta; Magnoliopsida; Cucurbitales; Cucurbitaceae
Exons: 1
Coding region: 64-405 (113 amino acids)
Cellular component (GO): cytoplasm; nucleus
Source: RefSeq, a predicted model, not a curated record
CUUCCUCUUCUUCCUUAUCCUCUCCAUUAAUUCCCAAUCCCCCUCCUCUCUCUUUCACCUUCCAUGGCCGAAUCGCAGAGACGACCCUCCGGCACCGCCGCCCGGAAGCAGCAGCCAAGCCGCCUGCAGCGCCGGGCUCCAGCCUCCCUCCAAAUCAGCCGCUCCGAUUGGAAGGUCGCCAUCCCUCUCCUAUCGCCUCUCGUAUCGCCAUCGUCGCCGACAGAGAUCCAAAAUUGGACCGCCGAUUCAGGAUCGAUUUCUUCUUCUUCUUCUCAUCAUCAUCAUCAUCAUCAUAAAGAAUCGGAGCCGGAGAAGCCGCCAGUUUUUAAGAAAUGGCAGCAUCCGGCGGCGCCUUUUCAUUACGAUUCGGGUUCUAGGGCUCCCAGAGCAUUCGUACCCGUUUAGAUUUCUCUUCCUUUUUUCUUUUUUUCUUUUUCUUUUAAUAAACUCGACUUGGAUCUGUAAUCAGAAGAAUUGUAGUCUUUAGAUCUAACGGUCUCUUUUUGACGAGCUUAUGGAUUAGAUCUUAUGCUUAACACA